Messenger RNA from Entrophospora candida, 465 nucleotides. The record is from the annotation of a GenBank genome assembly. Lineage: Eukaryota; Fungi; Glomeromycota; Glomeromycetes; Entrophosporales; Entrophosporaceae.
AUGGAAAAAGCCGAAAAAGAAGUUGCCACAGCCAACCCUCUUCAAGCCACUAAGUCCUUUUUGGAAAGUUUAGAUCAGCAAAUGGAGAAUAAUGAAAUUACUAGUCCCACUGAAUUAGGUCCUGAAAUUAGUGCCAAAUAUGAAGAGUUAAAAGAAAAUACUAUUACUGAACCUAAUUUAAUAGUAGAAACUAAACACCAAAUUAGUGCUCAAAUCGGAACCCUAGGAGCUCAAAAAAGAUUUGCUAAAUUAGUCAGCCAAUACCAAGUCGCUUACCAAUCCAGUAAUAAAGCCCAAAGAACCUCCGUUAGAGAUGCUAUAACUUCUUUCUUACUUAGUACUAACAUUUAUGACCAAAACUUAAUCUCAAAAAGAGAAACUGAAUUAAAAAAAAUGAAACAAGACUUAGAAAAUCAGUUAACUAACCAACCCAGCCAAUCCAACUCCCCCGAACAACUUCCUUGA